Molecule: messenger RNA, 141 nt
Organism: Acaulospora morrowiae
Lineage: Eukaryota; Fungi; Glomeromycota; Glomeromycetes; Diversisporales; Acaulosporaceae
Source: the annotation of a GenBank genome assembly
AUGUCCAAAAAAACAGAGUAUAAAAGAAAGAACCCGAUGAAAUGGAAAAUAAAUAAGAGGGUCAAAAGUCAAGUGGAACCUCUCGUUAAUAAAAAUGAUGAAAUAAACUUUGAAAUAGCCUGUAAUGUUGGAUAUAAAUAG